AUGGCUCUCUCGUCUUGCCUGAAGUGUCUCCCCUGUACUCCCCCUCAUAACCCGGCCCGCUCCUCCGUUUUCCAUCAGGCCUCAAAUCCCGAAAGAGUAAAUUCAUCUAAUUUCCCACGUAUUAGCUCAGAAAAUCCACGGGCACUCUCUGCUGCCGUCUCCUCAGGCACUUCAAGCAUACAACUAUCCCCGGACUUCAGCCCAUGGCAGCUUCUGGAAACCCUCCGUCGUGAAGAGGACGGUACCUCGGCACUGAAGCUCUUCAAGUGGGCCUCACGGCAGCCCAAUUUCAAGCCCACUCUCCCUAUAUACCAAGAAAUCAUCCAGAAGCUCGGGAAUGCAGGAUCGUUCAAAAACAUACGGUGGGUUCUGGAACAUAUGAAGCUUUCGGGUGUUGAGCUCGUUGAAGGCACUAUCUUUAUCGUGAUCGAUAGUUGCGCGAAAUUCGAGAUGUACGAUGAGGCAGUGGGUGUUCUCGAUUUGAUGCGAGAUGAGUUCCAGGUGGAGCCCACGACCCACACCUAUAACUUCCUGCUCAAUCUUCUCGUUGAUGGGAACAAACUGAUACUCGUCGAGAAUGUGCACUCCAAAAUGCUGAGAGAAGGCGUGUUGCUGGACGUCUCGACUUUCAAUAUACUGAUAAAGGGGUUGUGCAAGGCCCACCAGAUAAGGCCUGCAAUCCUGUUGAUGGAGGAGAUGCCCAAAUAUGGGCUGAGCCCGGAUGAGAAAACCUUCACUACCAUAAUGCAGGGUUAUAUCCAAGAAGGUAACUUUGGUGGAGCUUUGAGGGUUUGGGAGCAGAUGGCCGCAGCCAAAUGCCCUUGGUCUAAUGUGACUGUAAAUGUGUUGAUAAGUGGAUUCUGCAAAGAGGGCCGGGUCGAGGAAGCUCUGGUUUUCGUGCAAGAAAUGGUGAAAGAGGGCUUCUGUCCCGAUCAGCUCACGUUCAAUACUUUAAUUAGCGGUCUUUGUAGAAUUGGGCACUUGGAUCAUGGGUUGGAGAUACUCGACUUGAUGCUGCAGGAGGGCUUUGAUCCAGACUUGUUCACGUACAACACUGUUGUGUCCUGCCUUUGUAAAUCGAGCCGAGUGAAGGAAGCCAUGGAGGUGCUCGAGCAGAUGCUUUCACGAGGCUGUAAACCGAAUACCGUCACGUACAAUUCCAUAAUCAGCACUUUGUGUAUGGAGAAUCGAGUCCAGGAAGCCACUGAGCUCGCUCGAUCCCUUACGGGCCGCGGUAUUAUCCCCGACGUGGCCACUUUCAACUCUCUUAUACAGGGCCUGUGCUUGAGCAGCAAGUUCAGCAUGGCCAUGGAGUUAUUCCAAGAAAUGAAGACCAAAGGGUGCAAUCCGGACGAGUUCACUUACAACAUACUAAUUGACCGUCUCUGCACCGAAGGCGAGCUCGAAGAAGCUUUAGAGCUCCUUAAAAACAUGGAGUCGAGCGGGUGUUCGAGAAAUGUGGUCACUUACAACACGUUGAUGAAGGGGUUUUGCAAAAUCAAGAAAAUCGAAGAGGCCGAGGAAAUAUUUGACCAGAUUGAGCUGCAAGGCCUGUCUAGAAAUGUUGUCACAUACAACAUUCUUAUCGAUGCUCUCUGUAAAUCAAAGAGGGUCCAAGAUGCAGCUCAGCUUAUGGACCAGAUGAUAAUGGAGGGACUGAAGCCCGAUAAGAUCACCUUUAACUCCAUUCUUUCUUAUUUCUGCAAAGCUGGCGAUAUUAAAAAAGCAGCCGAUAUUGUCCAAACGAUGACCUCAUCCGGGUGUGAACCGGAUGUCUUUACGUACGGGACUUUGAUUCAGGGGCUGUGUAAAACAGGGAGAACAGAGGUGUCCGUACGGCUCUUGAGGAGUUUACAAAUGAAAGGAAUGGAUUUGAACCCGCACGCUUAUAAUCCAGUGAUACAAGCGCUUUUUAAGAGGAGAAAAGUUAAAGAGGCAGUGCGGCUUUUUAGGGAGAUGGAGGGAAAAGGAGUCUCUCCGGAUGCUAUUUCGUAUAGGACUGUGUUUCGGGGGCUUUGUUCUGGUGGUGGUCCGAUAGGCGAGGCUGUAGAUUUCGCGCUUGAGAUGACGGAAAAAGGGUAUCUUCCAGAAUAUUCCUCGUUCGUUAUGCUGGCUGAAGGCCUGUGUGCUUUGAGCAUGGAGAAGACUUUGGUGAAGCUUGUGGAUAAGAUGAUGGUGAAGGCGGAGUUUUCGGAUAGGGAGGUGGCUAUGGUUAUGGGUUUUCUUAGGAUUGGUAAAUUCACCGACGGGUUGGCUGCUUUUGGCCGGAUUUUGGAUAGCCGGAGCCCUAGAAAAGGCCACCCGAAUUUGAUGCAUACCGAGCUUGACUUACUUACUGGGUUCCUAGAGGCCAGUAACCUCCAGGUCGUGUUUGUUCGGUUAGGCACCCUUAACUCGUGUCCGAGCUACUUGGCCAAGCUUCAGGUCUCUAUACCAACGGGAGCUCUCUUAGCUUGGCCGUAA
Messenger RNA from Striga hermonthica, 2463 nucleotides. The record is from the annotation of a GenBank genome assembly. NCBI's taxonomy places the organism in Eukaryota, Viridiplantae, Streptophyta, Magnoliopsida, Lamiales, Orobanchaceae.